UACCACUUACUUUUGGCUCAAGAUAAAUUUACUUACACAAUCAUUUGCUCAUGAAAAUCAGUUGAAGUUCCUUUAUUAGUAUCUAUAGUUUAAAACAAUAUUCUUAAGACAUACAUAUCAUCUUUAGUCAUGAUACACUGUAUAGCAAACUGUUUGUUUCCCCAAGAAAUUAUUAAUGAUUAGAUGUUGCACGGUAAUGUGGAAAAUAAGAGCCAAGACACAGUGACCAUGACAGACCCGUAUGAGCAGCAACUACGUGCAGUGUUUGAGAGUUGUGAUGUGAGAGGCGUCGGCAAGCUCGACUCAGAUGGUUUGAUGAAGCUAUGUGACCAGUUACACCUGGAGGAUGGCCGAUGUCAGCUAAUGGAAUGUCUACUGCCGGCCUUCACAUUUGAACAGUUCAGAGACGCACUGCUUGCAUUGCUUGCUGCCUCCCGUAGACAAUCGGACAGAGAACCUUCACCAGAACGGGAGGUGUCCCCAAAAUUUGUGUUUGGCCAGAAAAAGUAUGGGCGCAGAUCAAGACCAGAAAGUACUGAUCAAGAAGAUGACGAUGAUGAGAAUUAUGAUAAUGAUGUUGAAAAUGAAGAUCCUUUUUUGCCUCUCUGUGAGGACAAUAUUUCAACAAAGAAAAAGCCAAGCAGUUUGUUAAUUGACGACUUUGAUUUGAACGAAAGAGAUUCUGUGAUUACGCCAACUUCUGUACAGGCUGUUAUUUUGGACAAAGAAGAGAUUGAGUCACCGAGGGGCCAAGGAGAGGCAGAGCUACGCAAGGCUUGGAGGAAACUAGGAGUGGGAACUGAUGGAUACCUCGACCCAACAGAACUGGCCCUGGUGUGUAGGGCAGUUGGCAUGGAGAAAAUGGCAGAUGAGGUGGUCAAGCAGGUUUUUGCCAAGCUGGACGUGGAUGCUGAGGGGAGGAUAAGUUUUGAAGAGUUCCUGGAGUUGUUCCGCAGUACACACACGCAGACGCAGUCCGCAGACAGUGAUAGUCCUCGGAACAUUCAGCCCUCGUCCUUCCAACAUCAGCAUCUCUCCAGCCUGGACGUCACUUCCUCUGGUUACGUGAGCAGUGAGAGCCUAGUAGACCUGUGGGAAGCCGGGGGAGUCGUCAACGCUGCAUCACUGCUACUUGACCUCGGUGUGUCCAACCCAGAGGUCAACCUGACCUCACUGUCAGCUGUGUUGGAGGAGGAGGUGCGCUCCAUGGCUACCAAGACUGCCAGUGUCUCUCCUCAGGUCAACGCCCUCACUGCCGCCCUUGUGCUUGCUCAGACACAGCUCAAGUGGACCAGGUCUUGCCUGGAACAGAUGACAGGGGAGAGAGACAAACUUCACAGUGAUCUGGCGGAGGCCAAUCAGAGAGCUGCACUGAUAGCUACGGAGGUGGAUGAUAGACACGCACGUAUGGAAAGAGCCUCACAGACACAGAUCAAGCUGUUGGAGCAGAAACACGCGGAGCAAGUGAAACAGCUGAGCGCACAGCUGGCUGUAGACAGAGAUCAGCUGACUGCCACUACGCUGAGACUGGAACAGAAACUGGCUUUGCAGCAGGAGGAGGAGGCUAGACUUCGGGCGGAGUUAAACACCCUACAACAGGACUUUGAAGUGAUGGAGCGAGAAAACCAAGCACUGAGUGAACAGCUGGCAGACUAUGUAGUGUACAAGAACAAGUCUGAGAGGGAUGGCCUGCAGAUACAACAAUUGCAGCAGAGGGUGCAAGAUUUGGAGGGUAAUAGUGAGCAGGUGCAGAGUUUGGUUGAACAGUUGGCCAAACUGCAGACGGAAAACACCAACCUUCGCGACCGCAAUGAUGAACUAACCAUACAAGUGGAGAACCUGACCGCCCGGCCCAUCUGUAAACGUCAGAACAGCAGUGGGUCAGUGGAGGGGUCCAGUGGUGGUACCAAGCGGAGAGGUCACUCCCCCCUGGCCUGUCCCGUGCCAGACUCCUGGGAACAGGACAGUCCACGUCUAGGCAAGGUGCGGAGAUACUGCACAGACACAGACCUCUCACUAGACAGUGUCCAGCUGGAAGGCUUGGCUAUUGGCAGGACCAUGCGCCACAGUGAGAGUGGACUAGAGGCAGACUUUGACACUUUGGAUAACUCUCUCACUCUUUCCUCCCCCUCAAUUGACAAGGUAACCUUCAACAUUGGAGGAUGUGAUGAUGCUUACCUCAUAGAAAUCGAGAAUCUUCGAGCAACUGUCGCAGAACUCCAGAAAACUAAUGAUGAAAUGAAGACAAAAUUAGCGACUCAGUCACAACUAGACUCCAUGAGCACAACAGAAACUUCUGCGAUGCAGUUGGCGAGUGAAGGCGUUGCUGUGAAGGAAGAGAAGUCAGCUGUUGACGACUCGUGUGGAAGCUCCAGUCUGUUUGCUACUACCUUGAAGACAGAAUCCACUGAAGUUCAGACAUCGUUUGACGACACAACAGAUGUCAACCAAUUAGAGAGACAUUGCCACGAGCUGCGACACACAUUAGACGAGGUGCAACAAGAAGUACUCAAAAUAUUGUCGGAGAAGAGAGCUUGUAACGAGGAGAACUGCGCUUUGAAACAGAGAAUUCAACAGUUGAGCAGAAGGUUGCCGAAGACAUUGACCGAGGAUGUGGCGAGUUUGGAUGAAAAUGUCAGCGGACCUUUGACUUAUACUAUAUCUAACAAUCUAGACACCGUCGUUCCUAGUGCGAGUGAGAAUAUAAACUCCCCGAAUAACGUAGCACUAAAGUGUUUUCCCUUUUUCGAAAAACAAGGAAGUUUGAAUUCAUCCUAUUGUCUUUUCCCCGCCAAAGAUGUCAAGGACAACGGAAGUUUUAAGUUUGAGAAUCUUUCACAGUUCGCAUUUGAACUUUCUCAGUCGCUCAGUGACGCGAAUUUAGCCGUCAGCCCUCUUGCGGUGUCUGAAGUGAAGCCUUUAUCCCCGUGCCUUAGUGAAGAGAAGUGUAGUGUAAUAGGUAAACUGGCGUAUGAGAACAGUAAUGAGGAAAGUGACAUGGACAAGUCCAAAGAUAAUGACAAGACUGAAAUAUUGAGACUGACCAAGGAGAACACAGAGUUGAAAGAGAAAUGUACCGAACUGGAAAAUGCUCUAGAACUGAUGAGAGAGGAGUAUGAGAAAUGUGAAGACUAUUGGCAAGGGAAACUAAAUGAGGAGAGAACCAUAUUUUACCAGGAGCAAAAAGUGAGUGAUGAGAAGUUUGUGGAGCUAGAAACUAAGAUUCAAGAAUACGCAGAACUGUUUGGAAUGGACGAAAGAAGACUUAGUGGCAGACUCCCGACCAUAGACGAGAAAGAUAACUUGGAGAAGCAGGUAACUGACUUGGAAGAGGAGUUUGAGGAAUACAAGAAAGUUGCACAAAAAGAAACCCAACAAAAAACAGAGGUUAUUGAAAGGUUACAGUCACAGUUAGAAGAAAUGCAUCAACUACAUUACCAAAAAGAUGUUCAAGAUACCGGUAUACAAGUAGCUCUGUCUAGUUGUGAAUUCAGACUCCACGAACCAAAAUCAAACUCAAAUACAAAGCUGAGCGUCCCAUCAAUAGAGGUGACUGGGCCGGGAGGUGUAGAAUGCUGUUGUCCUUGCCACACGGGUGCGAUGUCGCGUAAACACAUGUCGCGCCUGCGCGAGUGUCGCACGCGACUACAGACAGAGUGUGAGAUGCUCCACAGACGACGGGAGAUUCUACUUCACCAGAUGACUCAGUUGCAGCGUACCAACCUGAUAUACACUCCAUCCAUGGGGGAUCGCCGGCUGGCAUCAGACGUGGAGAUGUUUCACAACCUCAGUUCUCGACUGCGCCAUCAGGAACUUCGUUGUCGCCAUCUACAGUCAGCACUUAAACAUCACCAACGCGAGACAGAUAAGCUGUUACAGAAUGCGUGGGACCAGCAUAGAUUGGACCUCAGCUCUAUUCAGAAAACACUCCAUACAACACAAGAGAAACUAAUUCAUCAGACAAAAUUGUGCAAACAACAGAUGGAGAGGCUGUCAGCAGCAGAUGUGCUUGUGAAGGACCUGUACAAGGAGAACGCUCAUCUUACAGCGCAAGUACUCAAGUUAGAGGAACAGAACAUGUUUGUAGACCAGUCUAUACUUGGCAGCACUGUAUAGCAGCCACGGCUCAACAUGGCGUGUGUUGUAUAAACUAGCAAGUACUUUUUAAGAAACUAUGCAAAGAGCAUACUCACCUGACUGGAGUAUGCAAGUUGGAACAAAACAUAUUUGGACAUCAUUCUAUAGGCCUACUAUUAUUGAGUAUUAACUUUUAAAAUAAUUAUUCUGUCUCGCAUCUCGUUUCCUUGAAUGUUUGGCGGUUGUAUCCUUGUCUAUUGGGGAUGUGUCGGUACCUAAGGGAAAUUCUCUACCGGUUUUUUUGUGGACAGUACCAGUACCGGUUAUGAAAGAAUACUGAAGUAAAAAUUUAAGCAAUACCAGCAGGACACAAGGCUAUUGGUGGGCACAGCCUUACGUAUAUGGUUACAGGCUGCAGCAUCAAACUGUGGUAUGUUGGUCAGGAACAGCGACUGCCUGGGGUGGGGGG
This is a messenger RNA of Macrosteles quadrilineatus (aster leafhopper), 4546 nucleotides long. It is a transcript of the gene Bsg25D, whose product is annotated as blastoderm-specific protein 25D. The record is from RefSeq and is a predicted model, not a curated record. Gene Ontology annotation, molecular function: calcium ion binding. The coding region runs from base 184 to 4116 and encodes 1310 amino acids. Gene Ontology annotation, cellular component: centrosome. The transcript is spliced from 23 exons. Lineage: Eukaryota; Metazoa; Arthropoda; Insecta; Hemiptera; Cicadellidae. Gene Ontology annotation, biological process: microtubule anchoring at centrosome.